AUGCGUAUGCUCUUGUUCUUAUUGUCUCAUGGCUUGGAAGUUAGUUACUCUGCAAUAUUCUUGUUCUUGUUCUCCCUUGGUAGGAAGUUAGUUAUUGGAAAUUUGAGUACUCAAAGAAUGGUAACAUAUCACUUUUUUCACUGGAAGAAAGGAACUCCAUUUGCAGAGGACCAAGGCAUCUACAAUAGAUUGACAUGGUGGGAGCAGGUAGACAAUGGAAAGCAGCUUACUCGUAACAGGAAGUUUCUAACAGUUGUUCCUUUGGUCCUNUGGAAGAAAGGAACUCCAUUUGCAGAGGACCAAGGCAUCUACAAUAGAUUGACAUGGUGGGAGCAGGUAGACAAUGGAAAGCAGCUUACUCGUAACAGGAAGUUUCUAACAGUUGUUCCUUUGGUCCUGUACUUGAUAGCCUCCCACACAACCGACUAUCAGAAUCCAAUGCUGUUCUUCAAUACUGUUGCUGUGAUUGUGCUGGUUGUUGCAAAGUUCCCCCACAUGCACAAGGUGAGGAUUUUUGGAAUCAAUGCUGAUAAGUGAAAUGUUGAAAACCUGGUCACCUGCUCAAGAGCCUCUUGUCCUUUUGUUCUGGAAAAAGGUCACACCUUUGUAUAGAAGGCAGAAGUGGAAGGAUACUCAAGUAAUGUUUUGUUGCCAACUGCUUUUUAAGCUGCUUCUAAAGUAUUAUUAAACAAAUAAAUAUGUUGAGUUAUUUCUGUACAGUAGAGAAGUAUAUGUAUCGAAUUAUAACGGUGCUUUUAAAAUGUACCUUUCUUUUCUUGCCUUUUUCCUUUUAUUCAUGCCUCCGAACUGAGAUAUACAAGAAUCAUCCUUUGCAUUGGUA
Messenger RNA from Vigna umbellata (rice bean), 841 nucleotides. NCBI's taxonomy places the organism in Eukaryota, Viridiplantae, Streptophyta, Magnoliopsida, Fabales, Fabaceae. The record is from RefSeq and is a predicted model, not a curated record.